AUGUUUAAUAAUAUUAAGAGAAACUUGACUAUCUUUAACAAAGACAUCGUGGAAACAUCUUGGCUGAAAAGCCUGAUUGAUGAUGUUCCUAAGGCGAAACACAUUUAAAUACUUCAUAAAUGUCUCUCAGGAGAAUACACUAAUGUUGAUCCCAAGGCAGCACUUCGAAAGAUUUCACAAAGAUUGCAACAUUCUCAAAAACCAUUAAAUGCCCUCAAAUCUCUAUAUUUGGCACACCUAUUAAACAAGUUUUUGAUAACUUAAUUGACAGAUAAAAUAAUUGACCAAUAGUCCAAAGAUCCAGCUGAGGUCCUUAUGGCUUCAGUUGCACAUUUAUAUUAUUCUUACCUUAAAUAAUAAAAAAAUGCUUUUGACAAGAUCGACAGCAUUUUUAAAAUGAAUAGAUAACUUGAAGUUUUAAUGAUAAAAACCAAUAUUCCGAUAUUAAAAGAAAUAAUCACUCUCCUUAUAAUUGACAUAAUAACAAUAUAUGAAUCUAUUGACAUUAAGGAAGACUAUGAAAAGAGAAUUAGAGCAAUGAAGCAAGUUAGAAGAUUUGUUGAUUUAAAAGGAUAUUUAUAAAUGAAUUAAGAAUUAUAAAAUAAACUGAAAACCCUUAAUUUCUCAGAUAUCAAGCAACAAAAAUGCAUUGAAAGUAAAAUUUGUAAGACUAUUCCAAUCUCAUAAGAAAAUGAAACUCAUCAAUUAGAAAUCAGUAGAAAACAACUCUCAAUCUAAGUCAAUGAAAGUACAUAAUUUGAAACUUAUAAUUCAUGCCAAGUCUAUCCAUAGGAAAGAAAAAUGAGUCUAUAAACUGGAACAAUCAUUAACCAAAAAGGGAUUGUUUAAUCAAAUACAACCAGAGCUUCAUCUAUUAGAGAUAAUUUCUUUGUCCCUAAAUAAGGACCAUUAUCUUUUUUGAUUCCAAGCUGA
This is a messenger RNA of Paramecium tetraurelia, 933 nucleotides long. RefSeq lists its product as uncharacterized. The record is from RefSeq and is a predicted model, not a curated record. Lineage: Eukaryota; Ciliophora; Oligohymenophorea; Peniculida; Parameciidae. The transcript has 2 exons.